Molecule: messenger RNA, 648 nt
Organism: Nomia melanderi (Alkali bee)
Lineage: Eukaryota; Metazoa; Arthropoda; Insecta; Hymenoptera; Halictidae
Gene: RpL18A
Product: ribosomal protein L18A
Biological process (GO): translation
Cellular component (GO): ribosome
Molecular function (GO): structural constituent of ribosome
Source: RefSeq, a predicted model, not a curated record
CACGAACUUGAGCGACCUCUUUUUCCGGUUUAUCGUGAUAUAGUAAGCACGACACAAUGAAAGCUAAGGGUGAAUUGAAGGAGUUCGAAGUGAUCGGUCGCAAAUUGCCGACUGAAAAAGAGAAAACCACACCUUUGUAUAAAAUGAGAAUAUUUGCUCCUGAUGCUAUUGUUGCGAAGUCUAGAUUUUGGUAUUUCCUUCGUCAACUCAAAAAGUUCAAGAAGUCUACUGGAGAAAUUGUGUCUCUUAAAAAGAUUUCAGAGAAGACGCCUAUGAAAAUCAAGAAUUUUGGAAUCUGGUUAAGAUAUGACUCAAGAUCUGGAACUCACAAUAUGUACAGAGAAUAUAGAGAUCUUUCUGUCAGUGGUGCUGUAACACAAUGUUACAGAGAUAUGGGAGCACGUCAUCGAGCUCGUGCACAUUCAAUCCAAAUCAUUAAAGUAGAAGUGGUAAAAGCUGCCAACUGCAGGAGACCACAAGUUAAACAAUUUCAUGAUUCUAAAAUCAGGUUUCCACUACCAAAACGUAUUCACCACAGGAAUCGUAUGCCACUCUUCAGUGUUAGAAAACCACGUACCUAUUUCCUAUAAAUAUUUUCAUCUGAAUGUUUUACACAUUAACAAUAAAUAUAUAUUGUUCUAAGGGAAA